Messenger RNA from Elaeis guineensis (African oil palm), 1613 nucleotides. Lineage: Eukaryota; Viridiplantae; Streptophyta; Magnoliopsida; Arecales; Arecaceae. The record is from RefSeq and is a predicted model, not a curated record.
ACCAUUCUCUCUUCAGUCCCUCCCCCCACUUCCACUCCUCUUCUCCCCUUUAUUAUUUCUCCCGUCCUCAUCCCUCUUAACACUCUCAUUCUCCCCCAUUCUCUCUUGGAGUGAAGUCUCUCAAAGAUGAAGCUGCUGGGUUGGAUGCAUCGCAAGUUCCGGCAGAAUAGCGGCGAUGUGUUCAAAGACUCUCCGGGAGGCGGCACGUGCAAUUGCCUCUCGGGGCGGCGGUCGCUGGAGGAGGAGCAUGACCGCCGGCGCCACCACUUCAACCCUUUCCCGUCGCGGAGCCUCCGCCUCCCGGCGGCGGUGGAGUUCGUCGAAGACGGAGGUGGCGGCGGAGGGGGGAGGGAACAGACGAUGGAGGAGCUCUUCGGGGGGCUGCUCGCCAUCGGGACUCUAGGGAUCGGGACGGGGCCGAUCGAGGAGGAGGAGGCGGCGGUGGAGGAGGAGGACGAGGCGGCGACGCCGGGGUUCGGGGCGGCGGCGACUGUGGAGGCGAUCGCGGAGAAGCAGGCGGAGGCCACAACGGAGACGGAUCUGAUGGUGGUGAGCGCGGAGCUGGAGAAGGUGCUGGCGGCGGAGGCGGAGAAGGCCGCCACCGCCGCAGCCGCCGGAGACCGCCUUUCCUCCGCCCGGCCCAGCCACGUUAGCGCCGGAUCGUCGGCGUGCCCCCUCCAAGGAUUCCUCUUCGGGUCUCCGAUCGAGAUCGCGGAGACGGCGCCGGCGGCUGGCGGGCGGAGGGAGCGGAGGGCCUCGCUUGGAGAGCUGUUCAUGAAGAGCCGGAUGGCGGAGGAGGGCGGCGGGAAGAGGGAGGAGGCGACGGCGGCCGGAGGCGGCGUCGCCGUCCUUGGCGAGGGGGAGGGAAGGUCGACGGCCGGGAUGCACCUAAUGAAGAAACUGAAGCGCCGCGGAUCUCGAGGCUCUGGCGGCGGGCCCGUGGAGGCCACGGCGGCGGAGACCACGUUCCAGAAGCUUUUCAUGCCACAGAUCCUUCAAAUCUUCCACCGGAAAGUUCAUCCUGAGAACUCUGUUGCAGCUAAGAAAACCGCAAGGUCAGGCAAGAAGAAUGGUAGUGACUGCAUGCCUCAUGGUGGAGGAAAUGACUUCAAUGGUAGUGGGGGUGCCGUGAUAACUGCUUCCAAGAGUAUUUGCAGAAAGGAAGGAACUCCAAACUUCAAGUUUUGCUUGAAUGCUCCAUCUCUCGCGAUCGGUGGAAGUGACUCUAAUGGCAACCGCGAGCAUUGGAUCAAGACCGAUGCAGACUAUCUAGUGUUGGAGCUUUAGAAAGGAAAGGAGGCACCUAAAGGAGAAGAUUCCAAAGCUAGAAGAGUGGUUAUCUGUGAAUCAAACUAAGACCUACCUAUCUACUUGCAAACUGAGUGUUGUGUGAAUUAAUGUGUGGUAUUAUCGUUCCUAGAGGGCUUAGAAAAGAAUAAAAUUGAAAGCAUAUAUGAUGAACUCUGGCAUGACUGUGAUAAAAACCAAGCUAGUAUUCUGCAUUAAAAGUACUCCCUAUGCACUCUUUAUCAAGUAGAGAGUGAGACAUAGCUUCUAGUAUUUGCACUUGUUGCAUGCCUUAUGCUUGAUGGAAAUAAAUACAUGUACUGAAA